Trichomycterus rosablanca is the source of this 609-nucleotide messenger RNA. Its product is annotated as histone H2B-like. The transcript is spliced from 2 exons. Lineage: Eukaryota; Metazoa; Chordata; Actinopteri; Siluriformes; Trichomycteridae. Gene Ontology annotation, molecular function: protein heterodimerization activity; structural constituent of chromatin; DNA binding. The record is from RefSeq and is a predicted model, not a curated record. Bases 1 to 375 code for a protein of 124 amino acids. Gene Ontology annotation, cellular component: nucleosome.
AUGCCUGAACCAGCGAAGGCCGCGCCCAAAAAGGGCUCCAAGAAAACCGUCCCCAAGACCGCCGGCAAAGGAGGCAAGAAGCGCAGAAAGUCCAGGAAGGAGAGCUACGCUAUCUACGUGUACAAGGUCCUGAAACAGGUCCACCCUGAUACCGGGAUCUCCUCCAAGGCUAUGGGCAUCAUGAACUCCUUCGUCAACGACAUUUUCGAGCGUAUCGCUGGUGAGUCCUCUCGUCUGACUCACUACAACAAGCGCUCCACCAUUACCUCCAGGGAGAUCCAGACCGCCGUGCGCCUGCUGCUUCCCGGUGAGCUGGCCAAGCACGCCGUGUCCGAGGGUACCAAGGCCGUCACCAAGUACACCAGCUCCAAGUAAAGCGCCUUAGUCGCUCUGGCAAACCAACGGCUCUUCUAAGAGCCACCCAUCUUAUCAAGACAGAGAAACAGACGUUUUACGAGUUUUUGCAACCAUCUUUAAGAAUGGAAAGAAGUUCAAGCAAGAUAUAUUUUGUACCUUUACUGUUAAACUGUUUGUAAUCUUGUUUUAAUUUAUUACUUGUCACAAAAAAGAAUGUUAUUUAAACAUUUGUAAUAUUAUACAGUAAAAUAA